Messenger RNA from Serpula lacrymans var. lacrymans S7.9, 2599 nucleotides. RefSeq lists its product as uncharacterized. Lineage: Eukaryota; Fungi; Basidiomycota; Agaricomycetes; Boletales; Serpulaceae. Gene Ontology annotation, molecular function: acyl-CoA dehydrogenase activity; flavin adenine dinucleotide binding. Bases 34 to 1587 code for a protein of 517 amino acids. The record is from RefSeq and is a predicted model, not a curated record. The transcript has 12 exons.
CUUACAGUACCAUUAGCACUGCAAUCAUAACAUAUGUCGACCAAAGCGAUGAAAGAAUACACGUUUGAGGAAGUGGCGAAACAUGACAAGGAAGGAGACUUGUGGAUUGUCAUAGACUCGAAAGUAUACGAUCUAUCUCGGUUUGCAGACAUGCAUCCAGGAGGAGCCAACGUGCUCUAUACCGAUGUGGUGGCCGGAAAAGAUGCCACACAAGUGUUCUUUGGUCUCCAUCGGCACGAGGUGCUGCUGAAGCCUCAAUAUGCACGAUUACAAAUUGGCAAAAUUCAGGGCGAGGAAGAAUCUAUAAAAGCACUUGCUCCAGGCGAACUCUCACAAGUACCUUAUGCGGAGCCAACAUGGCUCAGUGCCGGGUACUCCAGCCCAUACUACACUGAUAACCAUAGGAAAUUUCAAAAAGCCGUGAGGAAGUUCUUUGUAGAAGUCGUACACCCUGAAGCCGUUCGCUGCGAAGAUAAUGGGAAGAAAAUAUCCCAAGAUGUCGUAGAUAAACUGAGCGAACUAAACUUUCUCGCAAUGCGCCUUGGCCCUGGCAAGCAUCUUAAAGGCCGAGUACUGAUGGGUGGCUUAGUCAAGCCAGAAGAAUACGACUACUUUCACGAGCUUAUCCUCAACACCGAGCUCGCUCGUUUUGGAACUCGCGGGUUUGUGGACGGGCUUCUGAAUGGCGGUGUCAUAGCCCUCCCUCCACUAUUCAAUUUUGGUACUCCCGAACAACAGGCUAAAUUUGUGCCUGAUGCCUUGGCUGGCAAAAAGUACCUUGCAUUAGCAAUCACUGAGGCUUUCGCUGGUAGUGAUGUCGGUGGAGUGCAUACCACUGCGGUUAGAGAUGGAGAUGACUGGAUAGUUAACGGUACCAAAAAGUGGAUUACGAAUGGUACAUUUGCUGACUACUUUACUACACUAUGCAAAACGGAGCCUGGAUUCACCGUCCUUCUUAUUCCUCGCGUAGAAGGCGUUUCAACGAAACCAGUCAAGACUGCGUAUUCUUCAACUGCGGGAACCGCAUAUGUCACAUUUGACAAAGUUCGCGUCCCAUUUGCGAAUACCCUCGGAAAAGUAGGAAAUGGCAUGUCUGUCAUUCUCAGUAAUUUCAACCAUGAGCGUUGGAUGGUUACUUGCACCAGUCUUGGCGCCCAACGGGUUGUCGUUGAAGAGUGUUUGAAAUGGACUAACCAGAGGAUCGCUUUCGGAAAGCCUCUGAAUGCACAAGCAGUCAUCCGCUCUAAAUUGGCGAACAUGAUUGCCCGUGUGGAGGCUUCGCAUAAUUGGGUAGAGGCUAUAACUUAUCAAAUGAACAAUAUGUCAUAUAAUGAGCAAUCGGACAAACUGGCUGGACCAAUAGCACUUAUGAAGCAGUUUGUCUCUCGGGCUGGUCGCGAGACUGCAGAAGAUGCCACACAACUCUUUGGUGGAAGAGGUAUAACAACAACUGGGAUGGGUAAAUUGAUUGAAAAUUAUCAUCGUACAUCACCUUACGACGCUAUCCUUGCUGGUGCGGAAGAUGUUCUUGGUGACCUCGGAGUACGACAGGCUAUGAAGAAAAUGCCUCGUAAUGCACGAUUGUGACCGUAUAAGCUAUCGUCAUUGUCAUGCACUGCACAAAGCUUGGAAUGUACAUAUAUAACAUAUAUAUAUAUCGUUAUAGCUCGUAUCCAUAUCCAAUAUUUUAUCACCUACACACUAUUCACAAGAAAACAUGUCUGUUUUUUUCACUCCCAAAAGUCCUCUGAAUUUGUUCAUUGCAUCGUCAGCGUUAUCCAGCCCAAAGUGAUGGCCAAUCCCGCCCAUAUUCCAUUGGGCGAAAGUAUCUUUGUUCCCGAGUUAGUCGUUGGAGAUGGCGAGGAUGAGGCGCUAGAAGUGGAGCCGGAUGCCGAAGAUGGGAAGACAGUGCUCUGAGACAGUGAUGGUGCAACAGUCGACUGGGAUGGCAGCGCGGUUAUUGUGGUCUGAGAGACGCUGGAAGUGGGCGACGUAUUCGUAAGCGUAGUCUGAGAGGCAGCUGAAAGAAACGAAGUCGUCAAGGUGCGAUUGGGGUUCUGUCCUGGAAGUGUCAUUUCUGGAAGAGAAUAACCAGCGUUUGCACAAGUAAGGUAGUAAUCUGCGGUGAAUGAGUGAAUAAGAACGCAAAGCACAAAUUUGCCGCCUUACUAUCUAACAACUGUUGAGCCGAGGCGUAAUCCGCACUAGUAGCGUUAUCAGCGGUUCCAACACACACGAAGCAAUUGUAAUAAGCAGUCUCGAAGGACUGUAGGCAGAGCGUUGAGAGAGACGGGUUUGACUGCAGGCAUCAAAGUGAGAUGAUGCGGAUGUGGCGGGGGCGAAAAAAAGGGGAGCUUACAGACGUUACGCUAGUUACAGAAUCGCAAGUGCUCAUGCAUUGAGGCGGAACGGUGCUUGACUGCCUUUUUACCAGUGAUCCUUUCGAGACGAGGUGGAAGCUGGCGAAACGUUCGCCAUCGCUCGGGGUAGCCAUACAGGUGAAAACCCAACACAGGGAAAUGAGGCCCAGGAGGAGGAGUUGCAUCGUACAGUGUCUCGAAAUUGUGGACUCUGGGGGGAGACAACUGGGGAGGGCGUC